AUGCAACAGGCACGGCUAUCCGUCGUACGCCCUUGUCGUUUAAUCGCUCGUCGCCGCUAUCUCGCCACGCCCUCGCGCCGAUUCCAUCUGUCGCAACAAUGGCGGUCGGCUCCAUCCCCCGAUCCUCAUGACGGCCCAUCGACUCCAUCGGAUGCGAUCGAAAAUUGCCAAUCCCCGAAACUCGAAGAUGCCAUCGCAAGCAAAACCUCAUUACCUACCGAAGACCAGACUGGCAAACCUGCCGCCAAGCCAUACGGCUCUGCAUUGCGGAGAGCCAUGAGGAACCGCCAAUCAGAACAAGAAAAACAGAAGGAACCUGUGGCUGCUAUUCCCAGCUGGUUUUCGGACCAGAACAUAGUCACUCGGAGUUCGGAAGGUGCUGCGCAGGCUCAACAAGUCGAAAUUACAGUAUCGAAACCAACAUCCACUUCGAACACCGUUGAAAAAAAGGAAUCCUUGACUGGAGGUGGUGGAAAAGAUCCUGCUUCAUCUAGUGAAACUCCCGAACCUGAUGAGGAAAACAACUAUGCUGUGCCUGAGGAAAUAUGGGGCGAAUUACGGGCGUCAGUCAAAGCGGGUCUGAGACUGCCCCCUGUGCAGUAUGCCAAAGAACCGGCAGCAAAGAAGUCACACCUCACUCUUCAAUAUCCAGGGAAUGAUGGGAUUCCGUUCUUAGAUGCCGUGGUACGACAGCUGUCAAAUGAUCUCCACACCGAUCUGAUCACGCUGAACGCCCAAGAUAUUGCCCAGCUAUUCAGCGAGCAAGACCUUGCAGAGACCGGUGCCACCUCUCCCAUCCGAUCUCUCGGCUACGAUGUCCACCGACCUCCGGUCACUACUUGGCCAGAGCCCAUUGACGGGGAAGGUGAGGGUGAGGAUGAUAUGGCUGAUAUUGCCGGACCCCCAGGCGUGCGUACCGAAGUCAGCACUCCUAGGUUCAUUACUAUUGAGGCUAGCAAAGAUUCUGGGGAUGUACCGCUGCCAAACUGGCUUGGUCUAAAGUCAAUUGUGGCAUCCAUCAAUGGCCAGGGAGACCAAGAAUCUGGUUCAACGCGGCACUUUGGUCAACGCGCAGAGCAGCGAUGGACCCGUCUUCUGAACGAGAUUAUAUCUUCUCUUGAUCAGCCUACCAAGUCCGCUCCCAAGGAGGCAGAGGAGUCAGCUGAGCUGGACGUAGCUAUUCCUGUACUCUCUCGUGACACCAUUGUUCAUAUCCAGGACUAUCGUGAUAUUCAAAGCACAAGAGAGGGCUCUAGGGUCAUCUCAUUGCUGCAAAAGGUCAUCCAGGAACGGCGACGAACCGGCUCCAGGAUUAUUCUCAUUGGGAGUACAUCACAGGAACUUCGUCAUGCUCCAUCACAAGACGGUUCGAAAAUCCUUCAAAACGUGUUCGAUGACGGUUUUUCUAAAACUUUGGUAAUCACGCCGUCCAUGGAAUUGAAGGCCGCCGAAAAGAAGUUUGCUCAAGACCAGAAAAAACGAACCAUGGAUAUCAACAUCCGCCAUCUUCAGACUAUGUUACGGUUUAGACUUAACGAAACUGCUUCCGAGGUCAAGGAUGAUAUCUUUGGCGACCGUGCCUGGUCGCUUGACCCAACGACAAUCAAACAAUCGGGCAUCAGAGACAAGUUCUGGUCCUACAACCAGGUACAUUGGGUUGCAACCCUAGCACUGGGCAGUAUAGAAGCUGGUGAAUCCUUUGGUUUUGAACAUAUUCGACGCGGGAUCGAGCUUAUGGACAAGGGGGACCAAGUCACCAACGAAUGGUUGCAGGCAAAAUCCCCAAAGGCGACAGACUCCAGCAGCGGUCAGACCCGAGAGCAGCUGCUAAGCUCUUUGCGCAAGACAUGUACUCCCCACGAGAAGAAAUUGCUCAAUGGCGUAGUAGACGCCAAGAGUAUCCGCACGACCUUCAACGAUGUCCAGGUCCCACCUGAGACCAUUGAUGCACUAAAAACCCUCACUUCUCUAUCGCUGGUUCGACCUGAGGCUUUCACUUAUGGUGUGUUGGCUACGGACAAGAUUCCUGGCCUUCUGCUAUACGGUCCUCCCGGCACAGGAAAAACACUGCUCGCCAAGGCAGUUGCUCGCGAGAGCGGCGCAACUGUCCUCGAAGUGAGUGGCUCCGAGGUAUAUGAUAUGUACGUUGGUGAAGGUGAAAAGAACGUGAAAGCCAUCUUUACACUCGCCAAAAAAUUAAGUCCAUGUGUUGUAUUUAUUGAUGAAGCAGACGCCAUUUUCUGCUCUCGCACAGGGUCCAGCAGUCGCACGUCACACCGUGAACUUAUCAACCAGUUCCUUCGCGAGUGGGACGGAAUGAACGACCUCUCCGCAUUUAUUAUGGUGGCCACCAACCGUCCCUUUGACCUGGAUGACGCAGUUCUGCGUCGUCUACCCCGACGACUCCUCGUGGAUCUCCCAACCGAGACAGACCGUCUCGCUAUUCUCAAGAUCCACCUCAAAGAAGAACAACUUGACCCCGCGGUCGACCUGGCCGAGCUAGCCAAACGCACAGAACUUUACUCUGGCUCCGACUUGAAAAACCUCUCAGUCGCUGCAGCCCUAGCAUGCGUGCGGGAGGAGAAUGACGCCGCAGCAAAUCACCAAGGCGAUGAGCCCUACGAAUACCCGAAGCGACGAAUCCUCACGAGCGCUCACUUUGACCGCGGAAUGGAAGAGAUCAGUGCCUCGAUCAGUGAAGACAUGUCUUCCCUGACUGCCAUCCGGAAGUUCGACGAACAGUACGGUGAUCGCAGGAGUCGGCGCCCGAAAUCCAAAGGAUGGGGCUUCGGACCAGCUGCCGAUGCACCAACCACUGAAUCCGUGCGCGUGCGGACGUGA
Messenger RNA from Penicillium odoratum, 2841 nucleotides. RefSeq names its product ATP-binding protein. Gene Ontology annotation, molecular function: ATP hydrolysis activity; ATP binding. Gene Ontology annotation, cellular component: mitochondrial outer membrane. Lineage: Eukaryota; Fungi; Ascomycota; Eurotiomycetes; Eurotiales; Aspergillaceae. The record is from RefSeq and is a predicted model, not a curated record. The transcript has a single exon. Bases 1 to 2841 code for a protein of 946 amino acids.